AUGGUACGCCGUGGUGCGUCAUCGGGUGGCGAAGAAACCCUGAAACAACCAUCGAAUCAGGGAAGCCGAUCACUUCGACCACGAUUUGACAUUGAGAUAGAGGACGGUGUUUCGCGAAGAGAACUCGAGCACGCUCUUCGACUUUCUUUGGAAGAAUCGCGAAAGAACGAAGAUAAGAAGCCCAAGAAGAAAGAAGCGGCAAAGAAAGAAAAAGAAGUUCACGCUACACCCACAAAGAAAGCACCAGCCAAGCGACCGCCUCCCCCUGAGAAAAAGGAAGCUCCUGCUGCAAAGGCACCACGAAAGGAAACAAAGAAGGCCGAGGCUAAGAAAGAUAGCAGCAAAAAGAAGGUAGAACCCGAGGAAAGCGAGGGUACAGAAGAAGAAACCCCGAAAGAGGCGAAGGGCAAAAAAUCAGCAGCCCCCUCGAAAAACGCAAAGGUUGCCAACGAGAGGAAGACUACGGCAGAAGGCAAAAAAGGCCGCGGCGGCCGCAAAGCAGCGGGGGAGAGUAAAUUUUUAACUGGUGCUUCCGAUCUUGUAACGCUACUUGCUACUGCCACUGAGAUCCUCGGACCUCAGUGUGACACCGCC
Molecule: messenger RNA, 594 nt
Organism: Mesorhabditis belari
Lineage: Eukaryota; Metazoa; Nematoda; Chromadorea; Rhabditida; Rhabditidae
Source: the annotation of a GenBank genome assembly